Molecule: messenger RNA, 534 nt
Organism: Aspergillus nidulans FGSC A4
Lineage: Eukaryota; Fungi; Ascomycota; Eurotiomycetes; Eurotiales; Aspergillaceae
Product: aromatic ring-hydroxylating oxygenase subunit alpha
Exons: 1
Coding region: 1-534 (177 amino acids)
Molecular function (GO): 2 iron, 2 sulfur cluster binding
Source: RefSeq, a predicted model, not a curated record
AUGUGGCGAUUGUUUAGCUACUUUCCCAGCACAGGAAAGGAACAGGCGCCACGAAGCCUGCCAGCAUCAUGGUACCGCUCCGAAGCAAUGUACCAGCUCGAGCGGAGAGCCAUUCUCUCCAAACGCUGGAUGCUUCUUACUCACUGUAAUCGAUUCAACAAAGCCGGCGACUACCUUUUCUUCAUUAUCGCCGACUUCUCCUUCUUCCUUGUCCGAGUCCGCGACGGCAGAGUCAACGGCUUCCACAAUAUCUGCCGCCACCGCGCUUACCCUGUCGUCAGGGCCCGGGAGGGGACAGCCCCAAUUCUUACCUGCCGCUACUACGGCUGGUCCUACGGAUUGAGAGGCAACCUCGCCAAAGCGCCUCGCUUCGAGACACUCCCCAACUUUGACAAGUCCGCCAACUGCUUCCAAUCCACGUGCACGUCGACAAGGUCGGCUUUGUCUGGGCGAACCUCGAAGCUAGGGAACCCGAUAUCAAAUGGAGAGACGAGUUUGGCGCUGUCGACCAAGAAGAUCGCGUGCGCAAAUUGA